GGGACUCCAAGUCUCGAAAUGCAUGGCGUGUUACCUAAGCCGCACUGCCGCUCACCUUGGUCCUUGGGUACCUACCGUGCUACAGCCUGCCGACGGAUACUUGUACGGCGUGCGUACGGUCUGUACCUCCCACUUGGCCCUCCACCUAGAGCGCCACUUUAGUCCGUAUUGAUCUCCUGUUCGGACCUUUACUUCACUCCGACCGCAUCUGUUUGUUCUGGAAACAACUUCGCCUCCUUUGAUUUUCCCAACGUCUGAAUCUGAUACCCUCUUGCUUUUCGACUCACGAGAAACCUUGUGGUUUACUCACCUUGAUACCGACCGACAGCAACACUCGACAUUCCGCUGAACACUUCUCGAGCAACACUUUGAUAGCCCAUCUAGAUUCAAGUGGGGGUUAGUCUCACAACAGGCACCAUGGACAGACAAACCAUCAUCGAGACCAACCGGUCGCUGCGCACCAUCAAGAACGAACUCGAGAACCUCCUCGAAAAGGGCGUCAUCUCCGAAGAUGCCUACGACAGCAUGCACGCCACCCUCCCCGCCGAGACCCCCCUCCACGGCGCCGCAUCCCGCGCCGCGCCCGCCGCCGCUACCCCCGUCCAGCACAACAACCCAACCUCCCCGCCGGCCCCGACCGCCGCCAUGGCCGCCCUGAACGUCAACCCCUCCGCCUCCCCGGCGCCCCCCUCCUACAACCAGACCGGUCCCCCCUCCCUCCCGGCCCGCACAAACGAGAAGCCCGUCCUGGCGCACGCCCGCGCGCUGUACCGCUACGCCGGCGCCGACGCCCGCGACGUGGCCUUCGAGAGGGACGACCGCAUCGCCAUCCACGAGUACAUGAACGCCGACUGGUGGAUGGGCCGCAACCUCCGCACCGGCCAGGAGGGCAUCUUCCCCAAGACGUACGUCCUCGUCGAGCAGGACAUGGCCAAGGGCGCCUUCGCUCCCGUGCCGGCGCCUGCGCAGCCUCAGUAUGCGGCCCAGCAGCCGCAGUGGGCUCCUCAGCCGCAGUACGCCCAGCCUCAGGGCCCGCCGCCCCAGCAGAACCCUUACAACGCCGACGCGCCGCCUCAGGCUGUCGCGGACCAGAGCACCGGGGGUAAGGAGGGUGGCGGUAAAGGGGCCGAGAUGGGCAAGAAGUUUGGAAAGAAGCUCGGUAACGCUGCUAUCUUUGGUGCUGGUGCUACUAUCGGUUCCAACAUUGUCAACAGCAUCUUCUAAGUGUGUUAUUGAUGGUGAGGUGCUGCUGAAAAAUACGUUGGUGGUUUGCUACGUGACAUCUGGACGGAGAGGGUUCUUUCUGCUCGAGGAUGAACAUUGCUGGAAGGAAGUAAAGGGCUAGAUUGCCUGUCCUCCCUUUUCGUUAUCUGCUGGGGAACCGGGUGUAUAUCUGAAAUCGUCCUCAGCAAAGCUCCAGCCCGACAUGUCCCGCCAGUCGUGGGGAAGCUCGGCUGAAGUUGCUUUGAAUCGGGAUCGCUGCAUGGGGAAGAUUGGCACAUAUGGACACGCUCAUUCUGUUGUUGUUCCCUCUCUCCCGCUAAUUGGUCAUGGGUCUAGGCGUUACAUCUGAAUUUUUACAAGGCA
Messenger RNA from Colletotrichum scovillei, 1587 nucleotides. Its product is annotated as SH3 domain-containing protein. The record is from RefSeq and is a predicted model, not a curated record. Gene Ontology annotation, molecular function: protein binding. The coding region runs from base 418 to 1224 and encodes 268 amino acids. NCBI's taxonomy places the organism in Eukaryota, Fungi, Ascomycota, Sordariomycetes, Glomerellales, Glomerellaceae. Gene Ontology annotation, biological process: protein transport to vacuole involved in ubiquitin-dependent protein catabolic process via the multivesicular body sorting pathway. The transcript is spliced from 2 exons. Gene Ontology annotation, cellular component: ESCRT-0 complex.